Messenger RNA from Monosiga brevicollis MX1, 2610 nucleotides. RefSeq lists its product as uncharacterized. Gene Ontology annotation, molecular function: superoxide-generating NADPH oxidase activator activity; phosphatidylinositol binding. The coding region runs from base 1 to 2610 and encodes 869 amino acids. The transcript is spliced from 9 exons. The record is from RefSeq and is a predicted model, not a curated record. Gene Ontology annotation, biological process: superoxide anion generation. Lineage: Eukaryota; Choanoflagellata; Craspedida; Salpingoecidae.
AUGGCGGCGCCGCCGUCCACACCACCCACGGUGCCCGGAUCACCGAGCAUUACACCUGGACUGCCUUCGACGGAUCGAAGCCAGCUUUGUGAAGCCAUGGUUUACUAUCUGCAGCUUCUACCGGCUGAGGACGUGCGCUUUCUUCUCUCCGUGACGGAAGCCAUCGGUGAACCGCAAUACGCGCGAUUGGCUCCGGCCACGGCUCGCGCGAACGAUCCCGAAUGGCUCAAGACCCUGCCCAAGGACCACGAUAUCCUCAGUGCCGCCCACGUUCUUCAUACACACGCGCCUCUCCUCCAUCGCACCGCCUUCUCUGCCCACCAGGCCAUGACUCAGAUCAUGACCCAGGUCGUGUGGCACGCCGACGCCCACAACCGAAACUCCUACUGCUCCACCUGUGCGCAUACCCUGCUCAUCCUCCUCCGCCACCCCGCCGCACUCCAAAAGGCCCGCGAGCAAAUCGGUGCCUACUUUGAAGCCAUUCGCACCCCGCGCACCUCCCGCAUCGCCCCCCAGGCCCCUCAUUCACCGGGCCUGCCCACCCCCACCGAGGCGGAAGGCGCGCCCCUCAGCGCCACCAUUCGAGCCGUUGAACGCGAUUACAUCAACCCGCGUGAAUUUGCUUUUGUACUCGAAGUCGUUUGGCGCAACAGCUUUGUUGGCAUCUGUCGCCGUACCCACGACCAGUUUUUUGACUUUCAAUGCCAGCUUCUCGACACCUUUCCCGAUGAUGCUCAAAAGGAGUCGCGCAUCAUUCCGCGUCUCCCUGGCAAGAAAAUCAUCAGCACCAAGAGCCGACAUGAGAUUGCCUUGGCCCGCCGUGAAGGCAUUCAAGACUAUCUCAACGAACUCUUCAAGCUUCCUCCACGCAUUUCCCAGUGCAAGUUGAUUGUGCAAUUUUUUCGCUCCUGCUUCCGCUGUGCCGGCCCCGAGGGCUUAUGCAAUGAGGGUUGCAAAACCCAUCUCAGCGAUGUCGAGGGCAAACCCGGCAGUAUCAACAAUAGUGCUGCCACCUCUGCACCCGCCCCCGCGCCCAGCACGACUCAGUCUGUCGAUGCGCCCGCCCGCAAACCCGCCCCAGCCGAGCCCAUCCAAGUGGUGCCGACACAUCCUCAAGCGACUUCCCAGCACAACUCCACCUACUUUUCCCACCACGCCAGCUCUGCUCCACCAAAUUUAGCACUGCAAGGCGGUGGUGACCCAGUCUCACGCCUCAGUCGUAGCCGACCAAGCUCCGGGCGUGGAUCCUCGGGCCACCUCGCUGCUGCAGACCGCGGAUCUUCUGGCUCGCCAUACUCCUCCGGCACUGCAUCCCCGGUCCCCGCACCCGCCGUUAUCACGGCCGGUGCUCUUCCACAGCCCGUCCGCAUCAUUGGCCAUCCUCAAAUGACCGCACCAGGCUACGCUGCAUCACCCCAUUCCCCGAUGGCCUACUACACGCCGAUCAUGCCACAUGGAACAAAUUAUCCUGUUGUUGGUGGGCCCCUGCCAGGCCAAGUGACACCCCAGUUAAUCACAUCAGUCGUGCCAGGCCAAUACCCGCCUCAACCCCUGGUUCCAGGACAAGUGGGACCUACUGCCGGGCCCUUUGGCCGUCCCUAUCCCGGCUAUUCGCCUAAUCUAGCGGGUAUGAAUGUCAAUCACGGCUCAAGCCAUGGCGCUUCGGUCCAGACCUGGCCCGGCGCAGCCCAUGCACAAGCCCAAGCUUUGGCUCAAGCGCAAGCUCAAGCCCAGGUUCAGGCUCAAGCUCAGGCUCAGGCCCAAGCACAUGCCCAAGUUUCUGCUCAGGCUCAGCCUCCAACACGCUCGCGCCAUCACCUGUCGCGUUCCGAGUCGACAUCGGGCCUGACCGAUAGCGCCCCCUCCAUCGGCUCUACCAGCUCGCUGGACGAAGCACGACGGGAACCAGACACCCCGUCCACGCCGACGUUGACGGCAUCCGAGACCCGUGGGACAUCCAGCUAUGGAGUGACCGAGAGUGAAAACAGCUUGGGUGGGCCAGCAUUUGAGGAGCCUACCGUCGCAGACUCGGGCCUUGAUGAUGUCCAAUCACAAGUGUUCGAGGACGCUAGAAGCCAGCAGACCCCAGGUGGCGAUGAUGUUUCAUGUGACUUGGAAGACGCCACCCCUGAGCCAGCGCGAGAGUCUCGUCCGACGCAGCCCAGCGGAGCCCGGGUCCGCACCAAAAGCGUUGACUCGGUCGUCUCUAUUGAAUCUGCCGCAAGUGCAGGCAAUGUGUCCUUGGGCAGCAAGUGCUUCAUCUGCCAGUCAACCGAGCACGAUACCCUUCACUGCACUUCUGAGGACGUGAGCAUUGAGCGACUUCGUGCACUGUUACAGGAUGCCAAUUGCCUGCCCGCCCAAGCCACGACAGAGACUAACCUGGACCAGUGGCGAUACUGGGCACAGCAAUAUGCCUGGCUCAAAGGCAUGCGCCUUCACAAGUAUGCACAUGCCGUUGUUGGCUUGUCGGCGCGCGAGAUGCACACGCUCCAGGAGGAGCAGCUCAAGAAGGCGGGUCUCACAAGCGGAGCUACCCGCAAACUCUUGGGCAUUGUCGCCAAGCACCUGCCCUUUGCUGACCGAGAGCAGAACGAAACGAUUGUGUAA